Molecule: messenger RNA, 1269 nt
Organism: Cryptotermes secundus
Lineage: Eukaryota; Metazoa; Arthropoda; Insecta; Blattodea; Kalotermitidae
Exons: 8
Coding region: 555-1136 (193 amino acids)
Source: RefSeq, a predicted model, not a curated record
CCCCCCUCGAAACGCCAGGAUGCAAGCCGUUCCUCCUUCUUUCCACUUAAAGUCUUAGUUGACGUCAGGUCAGCUGACCUUGUUCCCCCCCCCCCUCCUGGACGCAAUGCGAGGUUUCCUGCUUACGCAGAAUGAAUGCAUUGUUCUCUCUCCCCGUUAGCUUCAGCAAGGUAACAGCGCUGCUUCCAAAAUUAGUUUCGUUUAUGUUGAAUUGAUCUUGUGAAAUUCUGUUUCGGCCUGUGCAGUGUCUGAAGGGGGAAGAGUGCCCUCACGACGUGAUCAAGGUUGCAUCAAGUUGUGAGGUUAAUCUUGUGUUUGUAAUUUUGGAAACGCCACAGUGCUGGCCAAUCCCAGGGAGUCAAAUGGGAAGACAUUGACCUGGCUCUCGAGAAGGAGGUGUUUGGUCUCAGCAUGUGUGGUUAUUGUCUCAUUUAGCAAAGCACUUCAUGAAGAUGCAAGAAGGACACAUGGUUUCAUCAAGCUCUGUUGUUGUAACUGCAACACCAUUCCAAUUAUCUGCCGAAUCUUGUCAGAUCUAAGCAUGCCCCCUGCCAAUGACGUGGUUUGUGACUGCAGUCUGGUACACUGGUGCGGUGUUUUUGCUGAUUCUGCUAUCAUCUUGUGGAGGACAGCAAAUUCGGAAUUAUGGUGAAACUUGUUUCUCUGAUGUUGAAUGCAUGGAUCGUCACAUGCUGUGUCAGUCCACAGAAAGAGAUAGCAAUGUAACACGUUGCUACUGUGACAGGUUCUACAGUUGGCAUGAAGAGCUGAAAGAAUGUGUGCAGGCAGACAAUAUAUCUCUGGGGUUGCCUACUCUUGAGCAACAGGAUAUUGUCAAACAGAAGUCACAGUCUGAACACAAGAUGUUCAUUAAGAUCAGCAUUGUUGGACUGAUAGCUGUCAUCUCAAUAUCUGUCUUCCUGCUAUCCUGCAUCGCAUAUGGCUGCUGCUCUUGUACUCGGGUCAGUAACACAAAAACAAAUGAGCCUGCCACAUCCUGUCCACCAACGUGCCCACUACAUCAUGUACCACUGUUACAGCAAGAUAAAUUAGAUGCAGACCAAGAAAAGAAGAAACAGUGGCGAGAUAUGCCUUGUCCCAUUCCAACUGCCUUAGACGAUGUAGACAUCUGCUAAAACCUGUGGAAUAACAUCAAUGAUGCAGCAUGUUUUUACAAUAAUUUUUACAUGUUCACUCAGGAUAAAUUGUAUAUAAAUGUAAACUUGUUUACGAAUUUUGCAUUGCAAUAAAUUAAUAUUGUUUAUGUCA